Molecule: messenger RNA, 402 nt
Organism: Enterobius vermicularis (human pinworm)
Lineage: Eukaryota; Metazoa; Nematoda; Chromadorea; Rhabditida; Oxyuridae
Source: the annotation of a GenBank genome assembly
AUGCUUUCCUCCGGGAGUGAGUGCUCACAAGAGCGUCCAAAUACUUAUCAUUUGGACCACGUUAGAAAGCGGUUGGAAUUUACGGUGCCAUUAAUGUUUCGUCAGCGACUGGAUUUUACAUUCUAUGCAAAUGAUGUUGUCUGUGAGGAUCACAUCCUGCACGUUCAGCGUGUGGGCCUCAACAGUCUCAUGAGACAUUUAGGCAUUUACAGUGUUGUGUGUCAAGCUCUUUUCCCUCAUAUUGAGAUGGAAGCAUUAAGUAUAAUCCCCGUAUUGGACGAUGGCACGGUACGUUUGCGAUGGCGAGUUAAACAUGUUUCUUUAUGGAGAGCUAUUACCAACCCAUUUAUGUUCAGCUAUGAUUACCGGAUCAAAAGGGUUAAUUUUUUAGCUAAUGAAUAA